This is a messenger RNA of Glycine soja, 3265 nucleotides long. Its product is annotated as putative pentatricopeptide repeat-containing protein At5g40405. Gene Ontology annotation, biological process: RNA modification. The record is from RefSeq and is a predicted model, not a curated record. NCBI's taxonomy places the organism in Eukaryota, Viridiplantae, Streptophyta, Magnoliopsida, Fabales, Fabaceae. Gene Ontology annotation, molecular function: zinc ion binding; protein binding; RNA binding. The transcript is spliced from 3 exons. Bases 92 to 1987 code for a protein of 631 amino acids.
UCGAAAUGGCAAUUUUAACGCUAACAUUUACAUUAGACAGAACAAAGUUUUUCCACUGUGACCAGUUUUCACUUUCAUGUAGCAAAAUAACAUGAAGUCCGUGAAAAGGAUUGCAAAGCACCCCACCAUUUCACUGCUAAAUUCAUGCACAACACUGAAAGAGAUGAAGCAGAUCCAUGCUCAAUUGGUUGUUAAGGGCAUUCUUAACAACCCUCACUUCCAUGGCCAAUUUGUUGCUACCAUUGCCCUUCACAACACAACCAAUCUUGACUAUGCCAACAAGCUCCUCAACCACAACAACAACCCAACCCUCUUCACUCUCAACUCCAUGAUCAGGGCCUAUUCCAAAAGCUCCACACCCUCCAAAAGCUUCCAUUUUUACGCCAACAUUCUCCACUCCAACAACAACAACCUCUCCCCUGAUAACUACACCUUCACCUUCCUGGUCCGCACGUGCGCCCAGCUCCAGGCUCACGUGACUGGCUUGUGUGUUCAUGGUGCAGUCAUAAAGCACGGGUUUGAGCUCGACCCACAUGUGCAAACCGGAUUGGUUUUCAUGUAUGCUGAAUUGGGUUGUCUCAGCUCGUGCCAUAAUGUGUUUGACGGGGCUGUUGAGCCGGACUUGGUUACUCAAACCGCCAUGCUAAAUGCUUGUGCCAAGUGUGGCGACAUUGACUUUGCGAGGAAGAUGUUUGAUGAAAUGCCGGAGAGAGAUCAUGUUACGUGGAAUGCAAUGAUCGCGGGGUACGCGCAAUGUGGGCGGUCGAGGGAGGCGCUGGAUGUGUUCCAUUUGAUGCAGAUGGAGGGUGUGAAGUUGAAUGAGGUGUCCAUGGUUUUGGUUUUGUCUGCGUGUACUCACUUGCAGGUGUUGGAUCAUGGAAGAUGGGUUCAUGCUUAUGUGGAGAGGUACAAGGUUAGGAUGACAGUGACGCUGGGAACUGCACUUGUUGACAUGUAUGCGAAAUGUGGGAAUGUUGAUAGGGCAAUGCAAGUUUUUUGGGGAAUGAAGGAGAGGAAUGUUUAUACUUGGAGUAGUGCCAUUGGUGGGUUGGCCAUGAAUGGUUUUGGUGAGGAGAGUUUAGAUCUUUUUAACGAUAUGAAACGAGAGGGUGUUCAGCCAAAUGGGAUCACCUUCAUUUCUGUCUUGAAAGGGUGCAGUGUGGUUGGCUUGGUGGAGGAAGGUAGAAAGCAUUUUGACUCAAUGAGGAAUGUUUAUGGGAUUGGCCCUCAACUGGAGCAUUAUGGCUUAAUGGUUGAUAUGUACGGUAGAGCAGGGCGUCUCAAGGAAGCUUUGAACUUCAUUAACAGCAUGCCUAUGAGACCUCAUGUUGGUGCAUGGAGUGCUUUGCUUCAUGCUUGUAGAAUGUAUAAGAACAAGGAACUGGGUGAGAUUGCACAGAGAAAGAUAGUGGAACUAGAAGACAAAAACGAUGGUGCUUAUGUCCUUUUAUCAAAUAUAUACGCUGAUUAUAAGAAUUGGGAAAGCGUUAGUAGUUUGAGGCAGACCAUGAAGGCUAAGGGUGUGAAGAAGCUCCCUGGUUGUAGUGUCAUAGAAGUUGAUGGUGAAGUUCAUGAGUUCAUUGUUGGGGACAAGUCUCACCCAAGAUAUGAUGAGAUUGAAAUGAAGCUGGAAGAGAUAUCUAAGUGUCUUAGACUAUCAGGGUAUGUGGCUAACACUAACCCUGUGCUUUUUGAUAUAGAAGAAGAGGAGAAGGAGGAUGCUUUGAGUAAACAUAGUGAGAAGGUAGCCAUUGCCUUUGGGUUAAUUAGUUUGAAAGGUGUUGUUCCCAUUAGGGUUGUUAUGAACCUGAGGAUUUGCUGGGAUUGCCAUAAUGUAGCAAAAAUGAUAUCCAAAAUUUUUAACAGGGAAAUUAUUGUCCGAGACAGAAACAGGUUUCAUCAUUUUAAGGAUGGAUUUGUAAAGAAUGUACAAGUCCUUUGGCUAUCUUUUACAUUUUGGUAUCCUCCCAUCCGAGGUGAAUAUUAGGAUCUAACUCAACCACAUGCUUAAGGAACCUGAGUUCCUCUUACUCAAACCAACACAUUUUUGGCUGCUAUCUUUAUUUUGACAUGACCACAGGUAUCCUCCAUAAAAUAUGAGAAACAGUCUUCUUCUCGGUAACUGCUGGGAAGAUAUGCAGCCAUUGACUUGUCCAGAUGCAUGGAUAUGGUCCACAAUGUAGGAAUUAACGAGGUAUGGACUCUGUUGUACACCAUUAAGGCUUCUCCAGACUCAUGGUUGAGGUUCGUUUAUAAGGACUUAACUUGUACACUCAGCUUAACAAAGUGUGUUGAUAACGAUGGCAAUCUCUACCAGUUAAACUUCAGCCUCUAUGAAACCGUAAAUUCAAACUGGGGUGAAUUCAGCUAUAGCAUAGAAAGAACUAGAUCCAGUUUUCUUCAGAUGUAUCCCUGCAUGAUAUGGGAUCCAUUAUGUCCAAGAAGACAAACAAGACUGUUGAUGGAUGUGGCGCAGUCACGCACACACGGUGGUUUAUGAUGAAGAUGCUAAUGCGGCGACCAUGGCGCACUACUUUGCUAAUAGUGGGGAAGGCAAAGAAAUUGGCCUUUCUGUGGUCGCAAAGAUUCAACCAUCUAAUGGCAAAUUGGAUAUAACAGUGGAGGGCCCUGAGCAAGACCCUGCUUUAGCAUUAUUAUGCAUGUUUGAAGAAGUGAAUAGAACCGAGGUUUGGAAGCCUAGCAUGUGCCCUCAUUGUGACAGAGAUAUUGGCACCAGGCACCACGUUGUGACAAUCAGCCGCAAAAUGUAAGAAGGAUUGACAUUGCCAAUAGGGGAGCAUUCCUUGGGAAUGGUAACGGUUGUUACAUUGAAAAUAAUUUUAUGGUUUUUAGCAAAUCAAGAAGGUUUAAGGGAAAUAGUUACAGAUCAACGUUUUUGCAGCCUGAUAGUGAAGACAGCAAUAGUGAUGAAGACAGUGAUAGUGAAGACAGCAAUAGUGAUGAAGACAGUGAUAGUGCUCCCAUCAUACCAACAAGUCUUGGCAUCCAAGGUGUACCAAGUGUUAUUAAAGCACCAACAAAAACAGCACCAAAAAUGACAAGUGUUGUAUAUAUCCUUAAAAUGUAGAUGAUAACUUGAUGUACUGAAAUUUAUGUCACUCCAGUCUUGUGCUAAUAAUCCCAUUUCUCUAAUUGAGAAAUGCGAGCGACACUCUAUUUCUAACACGCACUAUUUGAUUGACUAAAAUUUAUUAAAAAUCACCAAUUUUCUUAUUAACAAUUCAGUGACCAUCUUGGAGAAGAA